AUGAACCGCAAGGCUAUUCUGUUCGUGUCAAACAUAUCAUCGAUCGCAAAUGCGCAAUACCUAGAGCGGCUCUUCUCCGCGUACGGUACCGUUCACCACGUGGAACUCUUCGGCGAAGGCCCACACCGCUACGCGGAGGUGACAUACGGCACCGUCGAUGACGCCGAUACGGCUGUAGCAGCGCUGCACUGUCACUACCAGACGUGUCGCAACUUGCCGAUGAUUGUUCUCUACUCCAAGAAUAGCCCUGCCGUCUCCGUUUACGGUCAUAAAGUUGGACUGGAGUUUAUGAAGGCAGCAGAGGAGAAACGGCAACCUCGCUUGCUUACAUUGGACGAGUUUGAUAGCAAUCACCAACGCCUUGGGGUGCAACCGCCGCCUUCUGAGAGCGACAUAAUCCUCGAGUACCACACUCCGGGUUACUAA
Messenger RNA from Leishmania braziliensis MHOM/BR/75/M2904, 426 nucleotides. RefSeq lists its product as hypothetical. Gene Ontology annotation, molecular function: RNA binding. The transcript has a single exon. The record is from RefSeq and is a predicted model, not a curated record. The coding region runs from base 1 to 426 and encodes 141 amino acids. Lineage: Eukaryota; Euglenozoa; Kinetoplastea; Trypanosomatida; Trypanosomatidae.